Molecule: messenger RNA, 1515 nt
Organism: Eurypyga helias (sunbittern)
Lineage: Eukaryota; Metazoa; Chordata; Aves; Eurypygiformes; Eurypygidae
Gene: TRMT5
Product: tRNA methyltransferase 5
Exons: 4
Coding region: 1-1515 (504 amino acids)
Biological process (GO): mitochondrial tRNA methylation; tRNA N1-guanine methylation
Cellular component (GO): cytoplasm; mitochondrial matrix
Source: RefSeq, a predicted model, not a curated record
AUGAAUAAUUUCUCUUCUAGGACUUUAUGGAGAUUUGGAUACUCUGCCAGACUACUGAAAACUAAUCAUUUUAGGACAGCUGCAUCAAAUACAUCAUUUCCAGCAGUUUGGAUGCUGUUGGCGCAAUACUCCGGCAGAAUACCUGGGCUCUUUGUCGUAGUGAGAAGAAACAGUUUUUUUACAAUGCCUGAAAGUGUGGAGGAGAAAGCAAAUGGAGAACUGUAUUCGCCGCAUCCUGAAGUGCGUGGGAUGACUCGGCUCAACAGAGAAGCUUUUAAAAGGACAGUUGUCGUUCCAGUUCUUAGAGUCAAGAAAGAAACUGUAAACACUUUGAUGAAGUCCCUAAAACACACGGUUCUACAGCGUCCUGGUCUAAAGCGAGUGGUUGAGGAUCCAGAAGAUCAGGACAGUAGGCUUGUUAUUCUGGAUCCUCAUAAAAUAGCAGAAUUCUCUCUGGGAGAAUCGGAGCGAGAGGUGUUAAAACAGCUUGACGUUCAUCCGGAGGUGUCCAAGUAUAACUUGGAGCUGACUUACGACAAUUUCAAGUCCGAGGAGAUCCUACGAGCAGUCCUUCCUGAAGGGCAAGAAAUCACCUCUGGAUUUAGCCGUGUUGGUCACAUAGCUCACUUGAAUCUUAGGGAUCAUCAGCUACCAUACAGACAUUUGAUUGGCCAGGUCAUAAUUGACAAGAACCCAGGAAUCACCUGCGUAGUGAACAAAACCAGUAUUAUUGACAGCACGUACAGGAAUUUCCAGAUGGAAGUGCUCGCUGGAGAGAGCAACCUGGUAACCAAGGUCAAAGAAAAUAAUAUUGUGUACGAGUUGGACUUUUCUAAAGUUUACUGGAACCCGCGUCUUUCCACGGAACACGGCCGCAUCGUUGAACUUUUGAAGCCCGGUGACGUCCUUUUCGAUGUCUUUGCUGGGAUUGGACCUUUCGCUAUUCCAGCAGCAAAGAAGAAGUGCCAUGUGUUUGCAAAUGAUCUCAAUCCUGAAUCCUACAGCUGGCUUCUGCACAACUGCAAACUGAACAAAGUAGCCAACAAAAUAAAAGCGUUCAACAUGGAUGGCAGGGACUUCCUCCGGGGGCCAGCACGAGAAGAACUAAGCAGAGAGCUCCCGCGGCUGCGAGAAGAGCAGAAAACCUCUUUUCACAUAGUCAUGAAUUUGCCAGCUCUGGCUCUUGAGUUUCUAGAUGUUUUCAGGCACCUCUUGGUGGGAGAGCCCUGCCGUGCAGCUGGCCUUCCCACCGUGCACUGCUACGGCUUCUCCAAACACGAUGACCCAGCCAAAGACAUCCAAGAACGAGCCGAAGCUUCGCUGGGAACCUCCCUGGAUGGACGCUGCUCUACGUACCUAGUGAGAAACGUGGCACCCAACAAGGAGAUGCUCUGCAUCAGUUUCCAGGUUCCGGCGGACGUGCUGUACAAGAGGCCCUGCCCCGAUGAAGCAAAACCAGCCUCGAAACGCCUGUGUGCCAGCAGAGGAUUACCUGAAGAAACGUCACCGAGCUGA